Molecule: messenger RNA, 624 nt
Organism: Ascoidea rubescens DSM 1968
Lineage: Eukaryota; Fungi; Ascomycota; Saccharomycetes; Ascoideales; Ascoideaceae
Exons: 1
Biological process (GO): regulation of cyclin-dependent protein serine/threonine kinase activity; mitotic cell cycle phase transition
Cellular component (GO): cyclin-dependent protein kinase holoenzyme complex; cytoplasm; nucleus
Molecular function (GO): cyclin-dependent protein serine/threonine kinase regulator activity
Source: RefSeq, a predicted model, not a curated record
AAAGUCGAAAAUCUACAGCUUCUAGGUAUAUCCUCACUUUUCAUUGCCUCAAAGUUCUUUGAAAAAAAUCUACCUUCCAUCAAAUCCUUUGAGUUCCAAACUGAAAACUUUUGUAAAAUCUCGAAAAUCAAAAAAUUCGAAUUCAGAAUCCUAAACAUCCUCAACUUCAACCUCUUCAACUUUCCCACCUCCUUCUACUUUCUAUCAAGACUACUAAACGACUUUCUAUCAACCUUCUCCUCAAACCCAGCCAUAUCUUCUCUAAAAGAAAAGCUCAUCUUCCUCUCCCACUAUCUAAUCGAAUCAACCCUUCUAAAUAACAAACUAAUUGGCCAACUACCCUCAAACCUAGCCAUUGCCUCCUUCUAUCUUGCCUUGAAAAUCCUAAACAUCGAUUUUCUCCUAACCAGUAAAUCCUUCAACUUCAACACAAACCUAUUCAAUAUUCAAAAUAAAAUCAACAACUCAAACUUCAUCCAAAUCAAAUCAAUCAUCCUAGAAAUCUUCAACUAUCUCAUCAACAAAAUCAUCCACAAAGAAUUCUUCAAAAAAUACGCUUCCAGUUUCUUCCUCAAAGUCUCCAUAAUCGCUAGAUUCUGGUCAAAGGACUUGGUUCUCAAAAAA